Cottoperca gobio is the source of this 3956-nucleotide messenger RNA. RefSeq names its product FOS like 2, AP-1 transcription factor subunit (gene fosl2). Lineage: Eukaryota; Metazoa; Chordata; Actinopteri; Perciformes; Bovichtidae. The transcript has 4 exons. Gene Ontology annotation, biological process: regulation of transcription by RNA polymerase II. Gene Ontology annotation, cellular component: nucleus. Gene Ontology annotation, molecular function: RNA polymerase II cis-regulatory region sequence-specific DNA binding; DNA-binding transcription factor activity, RNA polymerase II-specific. The record is from RefSeq and is a predicted model, not a curated record. The coding region runs from base 607 to 1749 and encodes 380 amino acids.
GUUGAAAAGCCGUUGCAGUUCUUCAUAGUGCCAUUGAAGUGAGUCAUCUCUAGGAAGUGUGGUGAAAAAGAAAAGAAAAAAGUUAGAACUGUUCCGUGAACAGCAGAGAGCUCAGAUAUAGUGCAGUAGUCGGCAAGGCGACGGAAAAUAUUUAGCAGAUUAGCCAGGCAAUCGGCUUGAAAGCGACUGUUAACCUGCGUGAGUCACUCUCUAACUACAGGUUCGCUUGUCUCAACUGGAUUUGACUGCUGAAGGUGUGCUACUGACUUUAGGUUGAAGUUUGCGCACCUGAGAGGAUCUACAAUAGUGUAGUUUAGGUCUACCUGCGGCUCCAGAAUAAUAAAAGCACAAUCAGAAAGAGCCUUUACAAGCAGGAAGCACACGAGAAAAUAGUUAUUCUAACUGGCAAUAUCUCUACGAUGUUUUAGGGUUAGUUUAGAUGAGCAUAAUUGCACUUAUUGCCAACUCUUCUCUGGAUAUCCCAAAUUAACAACGUCUCGAGUCAGAGGAUCCUUUUCGUUUUGUGCCUUUUUACUGCGAGGAUUUAAAAAAGAGUGGGGCUUUCAGAUUCAAACAGUCUACUGAAAUCUUCCUCUUCCCUGGACCAUGUACCAGGACUACUCCGGGAACUACGACACGUCGUCCCGCGGCAGCAGCACCUCUCCGGCCCAGCAGGAGUCUUUCACAAGCGGCAGCAGCACGAUCGGAAGUCCGAUCUCUACCUCAAGCUACCAGAAGUACAGGGUCGACAUGCCCGGCUCCAACAGUGCCUUCAUCCCCACCAUCAAUGCAAUCACGACCAGCCAAGACUUACAGUGGAUGGUGCAGCCGACCGUCAUCACCUCCAUGUCCAACCCUUACUCCCGUUCCCACCCGUACGGCCAUCACCUGCCCAACGGGCCGGGGAUGCUGGGGCACAACACGCUGGCUCGGCCCGGGGUCAUCCGAUCCAUCGGGGACGCCAGGGGCCGACGCAAGAGAGACGAGCAGCUCACCCCGGAGGAAGACGAGAAGAGGAGGGUGAGGCGUGAGAGGAAUAAGUUAGCUGCCGCCAAAUGCCGCAACCGCAGGCGAGAGCUCACAGAGAUGCUGCAAGGGGAGACUGAAAAGCUGGAGGAGGAGAAAGCAGACUUGCAGAAGGAGAUCGAGAGCCUUCAGAAGGAGAAAGACAAGCUGGAGUUCAUGCUGGUCGCCCACAAUCCUGUGUGCAAGGUCCCCAUCGACGAGCGCCACCCAGCAUCAGGGCACCCGCAGCACCCGCAGCACCCGCAGCACCCGCAGCACCCGCAGCACCCGCAGCAUCCGCAGCAUCCGCAGCACCCACAGCACCCACAGCACCCACAGCACCAGCAGCACCAGCAGUGCGCCCCCCUCCCGCUGACCAUGCGCCCCAACAUGGGCCCCCGGGCUCAGAUAAACCACGUGGUAGUGAAGCAAGAGCCGGAUGACAGCGAGGAUGUGGGCAAGCCCCAGCGCUCCGUCAUCAAGCCCAUCUGCCUGGGUGGAGGCCUUGUGAGUGGAGGGAUGUACUGCACAGAUGGAGACAGCCUGAACACGCCGGUGGUGGGGGCAUCCACCCCGGCCGCCACACCCAACGCCCCGAGCCUCAUAUUCACCUACCCGAGCAUACUGGAGCCCGAGAGCCCCUCGCCCUCCUCCGAGUCCUGUUCCAAGGCCCACCGGCGGAGCAGCAGCAGUGGGGAUCAGUCGUCAGACUCCCUCAACUCGCCCACCCUCCUGGCCCUCUGAGCGGGGGCUCUGCUCGGCACAGCUUAGAAACAAAUACUAUGGCUGACGGCAAGCAUGAGGAUCAACUGCCCCCCCCCCCCCCCCCUUAGUGUCUUUUUAAAGACCCAAGAGCACAUUCAAAAGUCCAGACCAAGGUGACCAUGUGAGCCGUUCUCCACAGGGAGACCCACAAGGGCUACGCCGCGUGUUUCUUCUUGUUCUGCUUUACUGUAAGAAAACAAAUUAUAGAAAUUAAAAUAUUCAUAAGAGUGUUUGCACCAAUCCUAAAAAGUGUCGCCCCUUUGCCAUUUCAUCUCCAGAGUGUCGACUGUUUUACUGGGAAGACCAUUCUGAAGAAGAAGAUAAGUCUGGCAUUCGUGAGCUGAUGUGACUAGAGAGUGCGUUCUUAAUAUAUAUUUUUUAAAAUGUUUAAAAAGCCAUGCGGCCGAUACUUGCACUCCGCUAAGACGAAUCGAUAAAUCACUAAACGAGGUCAGCAUUCUACUGGAAUUUCUACUGGAGGAGAGAACGAGACAAUGAGCAAAGACGUCCUCUCAUCUCCUUUUCCAUUUAGAUUCGUCCUUUCGUAACUUGGACCUUGAGUCAGGAAUCGCUACUAAGAGUGUGUACACAUUUCCGACGCUAUUUCCAUCUUUUUAAUUGUAUUUAUGGCCUGUGCUGAUUACAUUUUACAAAGUGUUUUGUUGAGACAUUGUCCUCUCCUUAAUCUGCCUGUAGAAAAGCAAAACGGUCAUCCACACGGUGGCCAAAGCCCUCCUCAGUGUUGCAAAGGAUACGAGCCAACUUUCAAUCAAUGACUAGUUCCUCAAUACUCUAUACCUUCUCUUUUGCCAUAGUGGCUUGACUUUACAGUAGUAUUGGUGUGCUUUUCCUCAGUGAUUCUGUACCUGAACUUUACAACCUGUUUAUGACAAAGUGUAUGUGAUUUACAUUGAUGUCAGGGAUAUCUCUCAUGUGUAGUAGAACGUUGCACGAGCGCGGGCUGUCGUACGGUCUCGUGUUGCAGAGGUGGUAAUAUAUCGCUUCAUCGUGUCACAUCGAGGAAGUCUUAGACGUUAAAGUUUGAACGAACCCCUCCUGCGCCGGAUUCUCUCUGACCUUCUUUCUGUGGUUCUCUAAAUAAAGGUCUUACCUUUUUUCAACACUGCCUCUCAGGACAGGUCAGGUUUCAAAAGAGCCAAAAAAGGUUUGUUUGACACAUCCUGUAAUUCGUCCGUCUUUGUCUAAAAAGGAGGGAUUUUGCUCAAAUUUGAAAAAAGCCACUGUGGUCUAGACUGUCGCCAGCUGCCAAUGAUGUCAACCCUGUUUAUACUGUGUUUGUAAAUCUGUCACUUUUAGUAAAGAAAUGAUGUUUAAAUUGAAGUCAGAUGUGCUGAUUUACGGAUGUACGAACAUUUGCCAACAUGGAGGUACUCUGUAGAGACUUGGUGGAAGCCGUGUUGGCUUUAAACAAAGGGCCAGACGCAGUUAACUUUUUGACAAAAAGGAAGGGAUAAAUGAGAAAACUCUUUUUACAGCUGGCCUGGGAUGAAAGAGGGGACACCUUGAAGUUCUAUGAAGCACUUCUUUUUCAUUUUUACAUGAGUGUAUCUUAAAGGGAUGAGGGUUUUCAAUACUGUGCACUGAGAAGGAUACACAGCGAUAUUUGGGACUUUUUUGUUUACUUCAAACAUUCCUAAUGAAUAUAAUGUCAGGGGUCAAAGGGCGGGGGGGUGUCAUCUUUGCUCGAACCCUUUUUGUUAUCAAUAAAAAUUCAUAAAAGACUUUUGUUGUGCUGGAUGCAGAAAAUGGACUUUGCAAUUCAAUACAAGCUGCUGCUACUUUGGAAAGAACAUGUAGGCUGUUUAUCUUUAGAUGGGUUUAACAUCGCUGGCUGUGAUGUCACACGGAUGCAACGGGGAAUCUUUCAUCCCGUACGACAACAUAAAGCGGUGAAAUGAUAACCAAAAACAUUACUGUGGGCGAGUGAUAUGUCUGUAUGUUGAAAUAUUCUGGAGCCCCUCGACACACAUAGGAAAGCCAUUGACUGUAGAUCUGCUGUACAUGUCAUCUACUGUCUGUCGCCUGUUUUCAACUACUAUUACUUCUUUUCCAAACGCUUUAACUGUUUAGAAUGAUUCAAAAUUAAUAAAAAAACAGCAAUAUGUAUAGCAGUGUUUGUUAAUUUAAAUGAAUAAUAAUAAAUAAUAAUAAUUUUCAACCUGAAA